CUCUCUCUCUCUCUCUCCCGCUAUCCUGAGUGGUUCUCAAAAUGGCUGAGCUGCUUUUAGAUUCAAAUAUUAGAGUUUGGGUGGUUUUGCCCAUUGUUUUUAUAACUUUCUUUGUCGGAAUAAUACGACAUUAUGUAAGCAUUUUAUUACAAAGCCAGAAAAAAGUUGAACUACAACAAGUUAGCGAUGGACAAGCUCUCGUAAGAAGUCGAUGUCUUCGGGAAAAUGGCCGCUUCAUUCCAAAACAUUCAUUUAAUAUGCGGAAGUAUUAUUUCAACGAUUCUGAAAAAGGAUUCUUCAAAAGCGAGAAAAGGGAAGGUGCAGCAAUGAAAAAUCCAAUGACAGAUCCUAGCAUGAUGACAGACAUGAUGAAAGGCAAUUUGACUAAUAUUCUGCCAAUGAUUAUUAUUGGAGGCUGGAUCAACUGGGCAUUCUCUGGAUUUGUUAUUACUAAAGUUCCAUUUCCUCUUACACUGCGCUUUAAGCCUAUGUUGCAACGAGGGGUUGAACUUGCCUCCCUUGAUGCCUCCUGGGUCAGCUCAGCAAGUUGGUAUUUUCUCAAUGUCUUUGGUCUGCGAUCUGUUUAUUCUUUGGUCCUUGGCGAAAAUAACGCUGCUGACCAAGCACGGAUGAUGCAACAGCAGAUGCAGUCGCCAAUGGGUAUGGGCCCUGGCCCCGAUAUGAAUAAGGCUUUUAAGGCUGAAUGGGAAGCUUUGGAGAUUGUCACCCACAAAUGGGCUCUUCAAAAUGUAGAAGAUGAAUUGUUACUCAGUCAUCCAAUACAAGAAUGCUAUUGAAAGAACAACACACCUAAUGUGAACAACAUUACUGCCAAGGAUGGUAUCUAUCACCAUGUUUGAUGAGUCAAGUAUCUUAUCUUGGUGAUGGAAAUGUGUCCACAGUCUGAAGCAGUAGAUCUAACACCAUCUAGUUUCUAGGUUAACCUUUUUUUGGUGCACUGAUUCCCAUGGUCAAUACUGAAAAUGUUUCAAUUCCCAACAGGAAGGUAAAAAUAGGGUUCCAUUUCGUUCCAAUUUCCUUUAAUAUAAAUGCAAGUCAUUGGUGGAUUUUGCAUGUUACCUACUAGUUUAUCAAACGUUUGAUUGUUGUUGUUGCCAACCGUUGGUCAUUAUGUAGUGCAGGACUUUGUCAGCGGCAGUAGAGUGUUACAGUCGACUUUAGGCUCAUCAUGGUUAGAGCAGAGGUAGGCAAAAUUUAACAAUAUGGCACAGAUACCAUAUUGUGUUACAUUGUUUUGAGGUCUCUAAAUCCCCGGAAAUAUAUACAUUUAAAAUGUUUUUCUAAUUGUUCUCAUUAGGUGAUUUUACAUGCUCAUCUUUCAGCCAUAAUUUACAGUAGAUACAGUAUUAUCAAGGUUGAUCUGAAACGAGCCCUAGGUUGAAAUCCUGGAAAUGACAUUUCACUGUAAAAAAGGUUUAUAGUUAUGAUGUAAUUUAAUUAAACUUAUACAGAACAUGUAUGAAUACUCAUUUUGUGUUACUGACCAACUUUGCUGACCCGUUGAUCAUUUACUUGUUCUCCCAAGGCUGUUUUAACCAUCAAUUUUACUGGUAAAAAUAGCUGGGCAACCAGUAAACAUUUCCUGUUUGUAAAAUUAAAAACUACUAAUUUUUCCUAGGUAGUAUAGACUGGCCUUCUUUCAAAAAAUUAACAUAUUCCAGUCUAUGCCUAGGCCAUGACUCUGUUUUUUCAAGUCAUUAAACCCCACUCAAAAGAGGUAACACAUCACACUGCACGUAAUUUUUUGAACAGGUUUACCAGUAAAAAUGUUUUCAUUUAAGAGAACAUUGUACUGACACCAUAAAGAUGCUUGCUUGCCCCCAGGGUUUCGGAAAAUAGUGGAAAGUCAUUAAUUGUAUUUUACAGUAUGUAUGUAAGCAUACCAAUUGUUAUUGUGCAAUUUAUUUUAUCAUAAAGUGAAACUUGAAUACAAAAAUAUCCAAAAAUUAUGCAGUCAAUUGUUUUCAGUUAAUUGUAGUUAAAAUUCCAUUCAAUCAAGAUCCUAUCUGACUUGAUAUUAUGGAAUUGAUAACUUAUUUAUAAAUAACAUAAUUAACAAAAGAGGAGUCUGGGACCCUUCUCGUACAAUGUGAACGUCCUAACCACUUGACUGCGAAGGGGUGGUGAUUCAAGCACCAGGUAGAAUCUGAAUUCCCUUCAUUCUUUAUACGUGUCUGAUGUCACAAUUUAGAUAUAGCACUAGUAUCACAUGUGAAUAUAGACUGUCAGAUAUCUAUAAGGUACACCCUUUACAUUACAUUACAUUAUUCUCGGCUCGCUGGAUCCCGAAUAAGAUACUUGUUUUAUAUAAAGUGAUUUUAAGGCUUGGGAAAACACCAAAAAAAAAACAGCAAGCGGAAUAAUGCAUUGAAUAAUAUAAAUUGAAACGUAACAGCAGAGGAAUUUGAAAAUGUAAGAAAAAUACUCAGUCUGCUCCAGGACCUGAACUCGAGGGACAUUUCACAUACAUUGCUAACAUCAUUAACAUCCGGAACACUCGGGUCUCUUACAACAGAUGAACCCAGCCAUACAGACUGAUAACUCGUAUUGUCAAACAGAGAUUAUCAUGGAAAUGUUGCCAGAAUGGGAAAUAGAGGAUCGCUAGGAUGAGUUUAAUUAAGUUGCUGGAGAAAAUAAGAGGGGAAGGCAUCGUGUUUGAUGGGAGAAGAAUAUCAUAAGAUUCUUUAGGGGUGCAAGUAAAUGACACUUCAAUUAUAUCGGAUUUAAAACUGAUCACUCACUAAUAAUGCUUUCUAUGGACUAUUAAACAAGAGAGGUCCUAGUUUUUGGAAAUUAAACACUAGCGUACUACAAGAUCCAAACUAUGUAAAGGAUAUUACAGGAACAAUAAUAAUAUUAUUUAUUUGGACUUGCACUUUUACAUCAGUGGCACGCUAUGGAAAACAAAGGUGUGUCCGAAACACAAAACUCAAAAACGAAAGAUUUACAAGAUACAUCAAAUUACAAGAACAACUAAGACUUAAAAUUACAGUAACGAAAAACGGCUAAAAUUUUUCCCUUUCUCUUCCCCGAAGAUUCAGAUUUUACCCCUCCCCACAACUAAAAAAAAAAA
Messenger RNA from Anneissia japonica, 3094 nucleotides. RefSeq names its product ER membrane protein complex subunit 3-like. The coding region runs from base 42 to 797 and encodes 251 amino acids. Gene Ontology annotation, cellular component: EMC complex; membrane. Lineage: Eukaryota; Metazoa; Echinodermata; Crinoidea; Comatulida; Comatulidae. The record is from RefSeq and is a predicted model, not a curated record. The transcript is spliced from 7 exons. Gene Ontology annotation, biological process: protein folding in endoplasmic reticulum.